Messenger RNA from Candoia aspera, 2316 nucleotides. RefSeq names its product IQ motif containing with AAA domain 1 like (gene DRC11L). The coding region runs from base 323 to 2134 and encodes 603 amino acids. The transcript has 14 exons. Lineage: Eukaryota; Metazoa; Chordata; Lepidosauria; Squamata; Candoiidae. The record is from RefSeq and is a predicted model, not a curated record. Gene Ontology annotation, molecular function: ATP binding; ATP hydrolysis activity.
GGAGCGGCCCCUCCCGGACCGCCGCCGCCGCCGCCCCAUUAGCGAGUGUUUAGUUCAGCGUUUUAAAUAAUUGUGUCCUCGGAAUGAUAUUUAAAAUCCAUUUGGGGAGCAAUGAGGCGGGAAAGUGCCUGCGCGCUGCGUCCGCUGCCGGGCAGGGAAGCGCCGCGCGGGCAUAUUACAAACUCAUUACGGGGUAAUUUACACAUCCGCGCUCGGCUCCCGACUUCAUUUCUCCUAAUGGCCUCGCCGGCCGCCGCGCCCCGCCCCGCCCCGCGGCUGGGCGGCGUGGGCGAGAGGCGGCGAGGACCGCUGGCUGCAGGAAAUGGAGCCGCAGUUGGUGGGUCCCUCCCCGGCCAUGAUUCGGGCCCAGCUGGGCGAAGAGCUCCGGCGCGUACGCCAGGCGGACUACGAGGCCGAGUACCGGGAGGCGCAGGACCACAUCCGCGAAGCCCUCUUCGAGCUGGAGGGGCCGAACCUGCGCGAGCAGCUGCGCGAGGAGCUGCGCCAGUGGUUCAUCGAGUGCCACGACCUGGUUGGCCGCUUCCCCGACUACCCAGAGGAGGAAAUUGAGGGCUGUGAGGUCCUUUUCGCCCAAAAGACCCCAGAAGAGGUGCGGGCUGAGCUGGAUCUGGCCGAGGUCAAGGUCGACACAAAGAAGAAGGAGAAGGAGAAGAAGGAGGAGAAGGGGAAGGGGAAGAAGAAGGAGGAGGAGGGCAAGAAGGGGAAGGACAAGAAACCGGAGGAAGAUGAAGGGCUGAAGCUGGCUCCCUCGAAGUUCCUGACCACCAUUAAUCAGGGAUUCCUGCGGUACACGGGCUGCUGGAGCGAAGAGGACGAGGCCAUCAACUUUGAGCAGCGCUGCCAGCUGAAUCUGAUCAAGGCUGAGAAGAGGAGAGAGGUGGAGGCGGAGAUCCGGCUGCAGGUGGACGAACUGAUGCGCGAGGAGCUUCGGCACCUGCGGCUGGCCAUUGACCAGGAGGAGACGAAAACUCUGAAGACCCCCAAGUCCAAGAAGAAUGCCAAGCAGAAAAAAGGAAAAAAAGAAAAGGACCUGACGCCAGAGAGAACCAUUGAUUCGCUGUAUAAAGAACUGGUGCUCCAGGGCAUUGUUAAGAAGCCCCAGAAGGUGCAACUGGCUGAGUACUCAGGGGACUUCUGUUACCUGGGAGCCAUCUUACGCCAGCAGGAAAUCGAGCCCAUCCCCUCUAUGCUGGAUGUUCGGCAGAACAUUGCCCUGUAUGCUAUCCUGCCUCUUGGUUCUCAGACUGUGCAUGAAUUGGCCCCUCAGGUGAGGUCAGUCCUCCUGGCCGGUCCUGCAGGCACUGGGAAGAAGAUGCUGGUCCAUGCCAUUUGCACUGAGACAGGUGCCAACUUUUUUGACCUUUCGCCAGACAAUGUGGCUGGCAAGUAUCCUGGCAAGAGUGGCCUCCAGAUGCUGAUCCACCUGGUAUUCAAGGUAGCCCGCAUUUUGCAGCCAUCCGUCAUCUGGGUGGGGAAUGCAGAAAAGACGUUUUACAAGAAGGUCCCCAAAGAGGAGAAGGAGCUGGAACCCAAACGGCUGAAGAAGGACCUGCCGAGGGCCCUGAAAUUGCUGAAGGCUGAGGACCGCGUGCUGCUGAUCGGAACGACCAGCAAGCCCUACCUAGCUGACGUCAAGGGCCUGUGCAAGGCCUAUGAGAGGGUCCUGCUGAUUCCCCAGCCGGAUUAUGCGUCUCGCUAUGGCUUCGGGGAUCUCCGCUGUCCUGCAAUAGUUUGCUCGCUCCUUCACCCCGGCCUCCCCUUGCACCCCGCAGUGACGUGGCGGUGGCUGAUCCGGAAGCAUGGGGGCAUGGUCACCAGCAGCCUGGACCUCAGCGCUCUGGCCAAGGUGUCAGACGGCUACAGCCAAGGCAGCAUGGCGCAAGCUGUGAAGCUGGUCCUCAGCGAGCGGCGCCUCCUGCAGCUCCCCAAGAAGCCGCUGUGUGCCGGGGAGCUCCUGCAGAUGCUGGCCAGGGCGGACCCUGUCUACCCCGAGGAGCAGGACCUCCUGAAGGAGUGGUACAAGAAAACUCCCCUGGGCAAGAGAAAGCUGCAGGCAGAGGAGGAGAAGCUCAAGCCAACAGAAACGAAGGACAAGAAGCAGCAGAAGAAGUAGAGCCGUUGGGUGGUGGCAACACUGUGGGCAUUCGUGGCAAAUAGAGUGCAUAGGUGUGGAGGAGUGUGUGCACGUGUGUAACACCAAGAAUGACCCUGGCAUAGCACCCAGGACGAGGAACCAAGGUCCUCCCCUGGGCACUGGUGCUGCCGUGGAUUUGUAGUGGGGAAGGGGGGUCUCAG